Pristis pectinata (smalltooth sawfish) is the source of this 1255-nucleotide messenger RNA. RefSeq names its product ADP-ribose glycohydrolase OARD1-like. Lineage: Eukaryota; Metazoa; Chordata; Chondrichthyes; Rhinopristiformes; Pristidae. Gene Ontology annotation, biological process: peptidyl-glutamate ADP-deribosylation. Bases 270 to 914 code for a protein of 214 amino acids. The record is from RefSeq and is a predicted model, not a curated record. The transcript is spliced from 6 exons.
CAAAACGUGCUGGGGGAGGGAGACCGAGUGGGUCAGGCAGCAUCUAUGAGAUCUUUUUCCAGACGUUGCCCGGCCAACUGGGCCUUUUCAGCACUUUAGUUUUGCUUGAUUUACAGUUUGACUCUGCCGUCUAUGGUGUUUGGUUUCGUUUCGUUUCCCGCUUUCUACAGGGGACCAGCCUGCAGCAGGAAGGGCUGGUUUCAUCACGGUCGCCGCCCAAAUCAGCCGCUGCAGCAACGCCGUCACCAAGGGCCUAAAUCGCUGAAGAAAUGGCGACGCGGAACUACGCAGUAAACCUUGGAAAAAUACCAGCAGGUUGGAUGAACAAAAUGAUGAAUUGUACUGAGAAACCACCAGAACGGAAUGGCUUUGCUAUCCGUUACGUGACUGGUGAUUUGUUCAAAUGUCCACCAGAAGAAUCACUGGCACACUGCAUCAGUGAAGACUGCCGUAUGGGGGCAGGGAUAGCAGUUGCAUUCAAGGAGCGGUUUGGAUGUGUUAAGCAGCUACUGGACCAGAAAAAGAAAACUGGAGAAGUGGCAGUGCUGAAGAAAAACCAAGGAUACAUUUACUAUCUGAUUACUAAAAAGAGAGCCUUUCAUAAACCAACUUACGAAAGCCUACAGAGAAGCCUGGAGGCCAUGAAGAAGCACUGCAUCAGUAAUGAAGUCAUGCGCAUCUCAAUGCCCAGGAUUGGAUGUGGGUUGGACAAACUCAGUUGGAAUGAAGUUGCUGUGAGAAUUCAGGAGGUCUUUAAGAACACAAAUAUUGUUAUCACUGUGUACUCUCUGGGGAAUCCUGCGGUUGGGUUUCCUCAACCCUGUAAGAAGCGCAAGUCUACUUCAGAUGGGUACAAACAUGGUCAGUCGAAUAAAUAUUUUGUCUUGCUAUCAAAAGCCAUAACUGCUAAGUAGUAUUUCUGUUAACAGAUCCUGAAACAUUGUCUCAAUAUAUGACAGUAGAUAUCUGAAGAGCAGUAUUCAGUUUUAAAUGUAAAGCAGGAAAUCCUGAGCUGCCAACCUCUAUGUACAUUGACAAUAGCAUUUCUACCUGCAUGUUAAUCAACACAGGACACAUUAUUGUCCCCUGCUUUAACCCUUAAAUCUAAUGCUUUGUAGGUUUUCUCCUACAAACCAAAGCUGUUGUAAAUAAUAACUUCUUGUAGAUGAGUAGGUGUCUUUUUUUUUAUUGGUAAAAUGUUUUUGAAUGGUGAAUUAAAGGCUGUAUAAAUAAAACAAGCUACUUUUGCACAUCA